This is a messenger RNA of Hylaeus anthracinus, 3702 nucleotides long. Its product is annotated as cytoplasmic dynein 2 intermediate chain 1. Gene Ontology annotation, biological process: intraciliary transport. Gene Ontology annotation, molecular function: dynein heavy chain binding; dynein light chain binding. Gene Ontology annotation, cellular component: cytoplasmic dynein complex. The record is from RefSeq and is a predicted model, not a curated record. The transcript is spliced from 15 exons. NCBI's taxonomy places the organism in Eukaryota, Metazoa, Arthropoda, Insecta, Hymenoptera, Colletidae. The coding region runs from base 536 to 3472 and encodes 978 amino acids.
UUAUUCAGGAAUAAUUCAAUAAUAUACUUAUACAAAAAUAUUAAAUAACACAGUCAUCAAUUUCUAAACAUUAUUGACAGUAUAUAGUUGAAUAGUAAGCCACGAGUAGCGCUGUUGCAACAGUAACAAUAGUAGUUUACAUCAUGGUGGUAUUGUAACUGUCAACACCAAUUAAUCAAGAGAAUAAUGUCUCAUACGGUAAUAUUUCAUCGUAUUCGACAAAAAUAUUUUUUAUUUUUUGUUCCCGCUGUUUAUCCCAUUUUUGCUCGUGUUAAUAUACAUGCUUCAUUAUAUUAACGAGACGUGAUUAAAGUUUCAACAGCUUGACAUUUCAACUUCAAGGUUCACCUAAAUCAUCAACCUCGAAUCUAUUGACUUUUUUAGACAUUGCGAUAGCGACACGUAAAUGCAAUAACAUAAAUAUGAUUUGUAAAUAUUUACCAAGUCUCUCACAAUCUUAUAAACAAAUCCUUUAUAAUUUAUAUAAUAAAUAUUAUUAUAAGAACGCGACUAAGUAGACUCUUCUACCUUUCUUAUGCUUAUUGUACAUUACUUGUUUCAGGGAGCAAUUAAAAAGGUUUCAAUCACUAAAAAUGCGCACCAAUCCACCAAGUCCAAAUCAAGAAGUUCCUCUUCUACCAAAGAGUCGGAAAGCUCUGAAAAGUUGGACUUGAAAUUGGUGAAAAAGUCUGCACACUCUGAAAGAAGGGGUGAAGGUGAUAGACAUUCAAGACUAGUACAAAAUGUGAGUUCUGAUAGAGGAACUACAAAAAGAUCAACCGCACUGUCUCAAAAUAAAUCUGUUAGAGAAAGUUCAUCCUCCACAUCAAAAUUAAAUAUCAGUUCCAAAACAUCUGUAACAUCUAAAACAGCAUCUGAUCCUACAAGAAAAUUAAGCAGGAGUGAUGGAACAAAAAGUAGUAAAUCAUCUGGAAGAAUACAAAGCAGUUAUUCAGAGAAGAGGGGAUUAACCACAGUCUUUGUGCCGUCAUCUGUUACAAACAAACUUAACAGUAAAUCAGUUAAUAAGGAGACGUACUCUGUAUUAAAAGAAAAAGCGAUGGCAAGGACAAAUCCAAGCGCAUCAGAUAAAAGUGAUUCAAAAAUGAAGUCUAGACAUCGCAAAUUAUCUAGAACAUUGAGUCCAAGCGAAGUGAGAGUAUUACACUCUGCCAAACCAAGAUCAGAUUCUUUGCAAAAGGAUCAGAAUAAUAAAAAUAAAUCAGAAAUGUCUCAGAUAGAAAACGAAUACGAUUACGAAGAUGACUUUGAGGACUAUGAAUCUGAUUUUCAAGAAUGCACAGAUAGUGAAACAUCAGAAGUGAGCGAAGAAUCGAGCAGCAGUCAUAAUAAUUUACCACCAUUGGAUCCUAUCGAAUUGCACACUACAAAACAGCGCAAAGUAGUGAAUAACGCUGAACAGCAAAAGGAAGAAGAGCAUAUGCACGAUUCUGGUCAUUACGAACUCGCAGAAGCUAGGAGAAGAGCGGCAAGAGUAGAAGCAAUUGUGAAUGACCCGAAGCUGGCUUCUCUUAUCGAAUUAAAACAACCAGUUAACAAAGCAUUUAGUGAAGACAGAUUAUCCGAAAGUAAAUCAUUACCACUGUCUACCGAUGAAGGUUUCGAAGAUAGCCGUUCAGGCGAUUUCACAAAAUCGCCGCCGCUUUCACAGAUCUCAUUUAUCGACUUUCGCAAGACCAAAGAGAAUCAAAGAGCAAAGAAAUCCAAGAAAAGUCUAAGCAGAGGCGAAGAACUUUUGGAAAUGAUAAAACUAGAUGUCAUGGAAUGGUCCCUUCUGGAAUGUUCGCCUAUACCGUACGAAGAAUUUAUUAGAAACUAUGGAAAAUUAAAUACUCAACAAAUAUCUACACAGACUGGCGAAGAUAACAUCGACGUAGAAACACAAACGGACAAAAUUAUGUUUAAGAAUAAGUGGACACAGUUUCCAAUCACUUGUAGAAGCAAUUUACAAACUAAAGAAGAUUUGAAUUUAUUUCAAAUGGAUCAAAUCGGCGUUGGUGAUGAUAAUGAGGAAGAAACUAUGAACUUUUUACCACGACCAACUUUUGAUGUACUAAGAUUAAGCGACUUCUUAGGUCGCGCUGGAAGAAUAAUGUUAUCGCUGUUAGAGGAAAGAAGAUCUGGUGGAAAUUUAUUUAAAAACGAAGAACAAGUACCCUUCAGCGACGGCGUCGUGAAGCUUUCUGUAAAUUCGGUAACAUUUCUGGCUGGCAAAGCAGUAACGAUAAUUCAUUAUUCAGAAGUUCUGAACAAGGUGUUAGUGACUAUUCACGCUUCGACUGAAGAGGAAAUUGAGACUUCUAACAAACAAGACUACAUAACUGACUGUUGCAUUGGAUGUAUCUGGAGUAUUUCUGAACCAUCGAUGCCGAUGAAAUUAUUUUACUCAACCUGUCCUAUCACCGCUUGUUGUUUCCAUUUAACGAAUUACAAUGUUGUAUUUGCUGGCCUGCAAGAUGGCUCGAUAAGUCUGUGGGAUUUAAAGGAAGAUGAAAUGUGGCACCAGAAAAUGACCGAUACAGCCAACGAACUGAAUUGGACGAUACGAACGCCUACUUACACGACAGCUGCAAACAUAGAAUCAAACAUACACGAUUCACCAAUCGUUACGAUACGCAUACUGUCUAAGAUUGAAGAAAAAUCGUUAGAACGAUGUAACAAUAAAUUUGUACCCAUUCAGAUAUGUAGCUUAAAUGAAAAAGGUUCUCUUAUAAUAUGGAGCGUUUUACACAGCAUGGGAAUAAAUGUCGACGAUUUAGGGCUGUCGUAUUGGGGUAGUAUAAGGCUCGUUAAAAGUCAAGAACUUCUUUUGCAAUCUGAUACUCUUAAAAAAAGGAUCGAUGCGGCUGCAUUUAUCGAUAUGCAUGUGGAUUGCGUUGAUAGUAAUAAUCUUUAUAUCGCAACUAACGGUAGCACCGUUUUGCAUGCUACUUGUAUUGGUAACAAAGCUAGUCCUGCCAUGUACAAAAAAUUGGGUACUAGUGCCUGUGGAAACGUAACUUGUAUAGAAAUGUGCCCAUUUGAUCAAUCUUUCUUUUUGGUUGGUUGCGACGAUGGUACACUUCGAUUGCAUUCCUUGAAUACUGAGAAACCGAUUUUACAAUUGAGGGAUGAAGACAAUAUACAUGCGAUUAAGUCGGUGCAGUGGUCAAAGUCAAAACCAUUUACAAUUUUCGUACUGGACAAUAAUUCGCGAAUACAUAUAUGGGAUUUAACUAACAGUGAUAUUUACUCGACGUAUUCUGUGAGUAUGCAAAAAUGCGGAUUUAUAAAUAGUAUGCAGCUAUCGUCCUGUAAAACCGAACGAGACAUGUCUCAUCAAUAUCUGGCCCUAGGGACGGAAUCAGGGAACGUAGAAAUACAUAAAUUAAAAGCGAAUUUUUGUUACUCGAAAAAAGAAGAUUACUUGCAGGAAUUGAACACUUUCAUGCGAUACGUCGCAAUUUUAUAACUGAACUAAAAUCGUUAAUGAAAAACACUCGAAGGAAUUGAAUUUGUUUGUACUUCCAAUGAUUUUAUAUGUUGACUUUUUAUGUUAGUUAAAGACAAUCUUUUCAACACAAUAAUAGAAUUGUAAUAUUCUCAUUAAUAUUAUGGAACUGCAAAGUACAAGGAAAUCUUAGAAGGUGUACUGAUCUGUUUAAAAGUAUUUCAGAAGUAUAUAAUUUGCAAUAAACCCAU